AUGGAGAAGAUGGUGGAGGCUAUAGCUCUUCCCUCCCAGUUUAAGGAUAAUGGCUGCCAAGUUGUACAGAAAUUGCAAAAGCGAAGGAUUCAUGAACAGCAUUGUCUGUACCAGAAAUGUGAGUGCCCUUCUUUGGUUCCAACUUGCUCCUGGGAAGGGGCUUUCCAGACCUUAGUGGAGCAUCUUCGUUACCGUCAUCGUUUGAUGGUCUUGGUGAAAGCUGUGCCCAUAAAGUUAUCGCUCGUGGGUCUGGAUUCGACUCAUCCCUUGUUGUGGGCUACUCGGAUGAAUUGUCACGGACAUGAAUUUGUUAUCCAGGUAAAGAAAAGUGAGACAGAGGGUAACUGUGGCCGUAUAAGUCUCGUCAUUCGCUUUGUGGGAAGCAAAAGAGGAGUGAGCCGAUUUCAAAGUUUCCUCUUAGUAGGAGGAAAAGGAAAGGCUCUUGCGUGGAAUUCAGCUCCAAAAAGUGUCAUGGAGGAGACGAGAAAAAUUAGAGGAGGAAGAAUGUCUAACGGUGUCCACAAAAUUCGUGAGUCAACUUACAAUAAGCCAAACCUUAAGUGUUGUAGUCUCCGUGGAACCCAUUGGUUUCUAAGCUGUCAAAGUGGCCCUCUUUCAAGGGACCAAGGACAAUAA
Messenger RNA from Centruroides sculpturatus (bark scorpion), 636 nucleotides. RefSeq names its product E3 ubiquitin-protein ligase SIAH2-like. NCBI's taxonomy places the organism in Eukaryota, Metazoa, Arthropoda, Arachnida, Scorpiones, Buthidae. Gene Ontology annotation, molecular function: zinc ion binding; ubiquitin conjugating enzyme binding; ubiquitin protein ligase activity. Gene Ontology annotation, cellular component: cytoplasm. The record is from RefSeq and is a predicted model, not a curated record. Gene Ontology annotation, biological process: multicellular organism development; proteasome-mediated ubiquitin-dependent protein catabolic process. The coding region runs from base 1 to 636 and encodes 211 amino acids. The transcript has a single exon.